GCACUGGCGUCAGUGCGGCCGCAGAGCGCGUGGGUGCCGGUUCAGUGUGUUUGGCGUUGCGUUAUUUUUUUUUCGUUUUCGAUUUUUCGGGCGGUCCGCUUGCCCCCGUCGCCCCCGGAGGUUUUGUUUAUCGUUCUCGCCGCCGCACAGACAUGUCGUCCGUCAUCAACGUGCGGCUUAACGAAAAGAUGACGUUACAGUUCGUCGAGCUGUACCGCGACCAGCGGGUGCUUUGGGACAAGGAGCACGAGGCGUACAACAAACGGACGGAGCGGUUGCGGGCGUACCGGCGGAUCGCCGAGGCCAUGUCCGUCGAGGGGCUGGGCGUGCCCGAGGUGGCCAGCAAAAUCAAGAACAUCCGGUCCACGUACUUGCAGGAACUGAAGAAGAUCAAAGACUCGGCGCAGCGACAUCUGGUCCAGUCCGAGGAAGAGGUGGCCUCGGCGCCGUACGUGCCCAAACUGCUCUGGUUCUCCAUUCUGGACUCGAUGAUCGGCGGCGCGGCCGUCAAACGCCUCUACUCGUCACCGUCCACCGCCGACAUGCUGUCCAUAGAUUAUGCUGACGACAGCAGCUGCCCCGCGGGUUCCAAUAAUUACUGCACCCCGUACGACUACAGCUCAUCGUACGCCGGCGACUCGGCGGACCCGGUCAAGAGACCGUCAUCAUCAUUGUCGAUAGCGGAUGAAACGCCGCCCGUCAAGAGGCUGAUGUACGAACGACAACAGUCGUCCGUCGAGCUCUUCUCCAGAUACAUUGCUACCUCGCUGGAAGCACUGCCGCCGCGGCUGUCGGUGCGGGCGCAAAAGGAAGUACACGACGUCCUCGUCAAGUACAAGUUUAUGGAAUUGGACCAACUAGACCAACAGCGUUGACCACGAAUGGUCGAUCAUACUAAUAAGUAUACGCGGCUUAGAAAUAAAAUCGUCCGAGUGUACCUAUACAAAUUGUGGUGUUAUCCCACCGCGGUUCGUUUAACAACGAUGGAUCAUGACUUUCUUCUAUCUCAGUGCGUCAUUUUUUCGACCAAAAAAUAUGUAUCUUUUUCAUUGCGAAACGACGGAGGGCUAGCGUGUAUAAUGUUAUUUGGAAUAUAAAUAAUAAACCUUUCUUUACGCGGUUGGUGUUCAGCCUUUUUCUUGGCGCACGUCGAAAGUCCCGAGCACGUUAUUAUAAUACAUAUUGCGCACCUACGAAUACCAUAUAUCUGGCCCCGCCUGUCUGCCAGGUGUUCAGAAAAUAUUAACAAUAAUUUUAAACCGUAUACUGCCGGGAACAAACGCCAAACGGUUUUUUAAUUCAGCGUUGGGAGAACAUAUCAUAUACAUUGCGAGUAUACGUAUGUCGUAUACCUACUAUUAUUUUAUGAUAUUAAUUAUGGUGGGUAAUAUCUCUAUUUACUAUCGUUUUGUUCGUCGUUCGUGUAGUAAUACCUAUUUUUUCGCUUUGCGUUUUGAUUUUCUCGAAAUUGAUAAAUAUAAAGAUUACUCGAACGGUCGUUCUCUUCGAAGUGUAUCGCGCACAGUUCUAUAAAGCUAUAGGAGCCGAGUAUUUGAAGAAUAUUUUACCAUGAAAUGUUUUUUUACCAUACAUCCGAACCUGAAUAGAGGCGUGACUUGAGGCGAUGCUAAAAAUAUCCAUUAUUACGCAAAUUGGCCGUUGUGCCGACUUCAAAGCGAAUGUUUUCGAAUCGAUAGGGACCGUAAUCUCGCGGCACUGAAUCUGCGCGUUAUCGACUAGAGACCCCCUACGACUCCACUCUCACUACUACCUUUGAACGAAUUUUGUUUUGUAUGAAAUCGGACCGGCGCUGAACGACGAGAGAACGAUGUUUUUUAUUGUCAUCACUCAUCAAUCGCAGUGUAUACUUAGCACUUAAGUAAAGGUAAAAAUCGAUUGUUUUUUUUUUAUCCCAGUAUAUUAUAGUGUAUUGUAAAAUGUUUGUAAAUAUAUUUUAUGACUGAUGUAUUUGUACCAUCGGACUAUAAAAAUCGAGACAAAUCUUAUUAAUAUUAUUUUAAUUUAAU
Messenger RNA from Rhopalosiphum maidis (corn leaf aphid), 2027 nucleotides. RefSeq lists its product as uncharacterized. The record is from RefSeq and is a predicted model, not a curated record. Lineage: Eukaryota; Metazoa; Arthropoda; Insecta; Hemiptera; Aphididae. The transcript is spliced from 2 exons. The coding region runs from base 153 to 875 and encodes 240 amino acids.